AGAAGACGGACGCGAUGCUGGUGCUACUGACGGCUGCCGUGCUCAUCAGCACCGAGAGCGUGCGCUCGGCGCUCGAGGCGACCUUCGCGUGGGGCGUCGCCCUCCUCGUGGACCACACGCAAGAGUUCUUCUGGGGCCUCUUGCUGCUCACGUGCUUUAGCCUCCUCAGCUACAUCAUGGAGCCGGAGAAGCCCAAGGGUCCGAAGGCGUCGCAACCGCGCUGGGAGCUCUUCCGUCUCUCCAACUACUUUGUCAUCGCCGUCUUUGUCGUCUCGCUCGCGACCCUCUUGUCGCACGAGAACCGCCUCGACCACCGCGCCCCGAAGCCGAACCCGCUCGUCCUCUACGGCGCUGCCGCGGCGUGCAUGCUCUCGCUGACGUAUUUUUUGCCUUCUUCGCUGUGGGCUUUGUCUCGAACCAAGUCGCCGACAGCGACGAUGAAGACAAGUGGCCCGCAAAAGCGCCUCGCAAGUGCCAGCCAGAGCUCGCACCCGCCACGCCGCUCGCCGCGGACGACGCCCAAGUCCUCGAUCUUCUUACGACCAAGGACCCUGUGACGGGUCGCCCGCGCAUGGCACUUCAUGAGCUCGAGAAGAAGCUUGGUGACAUGGAGCGCGCCGUUCACUUGCGCCGGGAGUACUUCAAAGCGCAAAGCGCCCUCGACUUUUCCAACUUGCCCGUGCAAGGCUACGACUAUGCCAAGAUCUACGGCAGCAACUGUGAGGUUGUGGUUGGGUAUGUUCCGCUGCCCGUCGGCCUCGCUGGCCCCAUCCAAGUCAACGGCGAAAACGUCUUUUUGCCUAUGGCCACGACGGAGGGUUGCCUGAUUGCUAGCACGAAUCGCGGUUGCAAGGUGCUGAGCAUGGGCUCCGGCGUCCAGAGCAUCGUGCUUGCCGACGGCAUCACACGCGCGCCAUGCGUUCGCUUUCCCCGUGCGCGCGACGCGGCGGCGCUCAAGGCCUACCUUGACGACGCAGCCAAUUGGACGGACGUCGCAGCUGCAUUCAACUCGACGACGCGCUAUGGGCGCCUGACGUCGAUCAAGACGAUCCAGUCGGGACGCAACUGCUACGUGCGUAUCGUGUGCAACGCUGGGAACGCCAUGGGCAUGAACAUGGUAUCCAAGGGGACGCUCGCCGUGCUCGGCCAUCUCCAGGAGCGGUUCCCGGACAUGGAGCUGGUGGCGAUCUCGGGCAAUGUGUGCACUGACAAGAAGAGCGCCGCGAUCAACUGGAUCGACGGCCGAGGCAAGAGCGUCGUUGCCGAUGCGGUGGUCAAGGCCGACGUUGUUGCGCGCAUCCUGCACACGACGGUUGACAAGCUUGUCGAUUUGAACUUGCAAAAGAACCUCGUGGGCUCGGCCAUGGCUGGGGCGCUCGGCGGCUUCAACGCGCACGCAGCCAACAUUCUCACGGCCAUCUUCCUCGCGACGGGCCAAGAUCCGGCGCAGAACGUCGAGUCCUCGAGUUGCAUGACGAUGCUCGAAAAGACCAAGGACGGUGAUCUCUACAUUAGCGUCACAAUGCCCUCCAUCGAAGUGGGCACUGUUGGCGGCGGCACGCACCUCGGCCCGCAGCAGGCCUGCCUUGGACUUAUGGGGUGUGCACCGCACCAGGUCAACGACGAUGCGACGACGGAACAGGGCGCGCGUCGUCUUGCAUGCGCGAUCGCGGCGGGCGUCAUGGCCGGCGAGCUCUCGCUUCUCGCCGCCAUCUCCACGAACGAGCUCGUCAAGAGCCACAUGGAGCUCAACCGCAAGAAGUAGGCUUCCGACUGUACAUAAUUCUUUGUAACACGCCUUCUGAUUGGCUGAUUGGAA
Molecule: messenger RNA, 1819 nt
Organism: Saprolegnia parasitica CBS 223.65
Lineage: Eukaryota; Oomycota; Saprolegniomycetes; Saprolegniales; Saprolegniaceae
Product: hydroxymethylglutaryl-coenzyme A reductase
Exons: 3
Coding region: 572-1765 (397 amino acids)
Biological process (GO): isoprenoid biosynthetic process; sterol biosynthetic process; coenzyme A metabolic process
Cellular component (GO): peroxisomal membrane; endoplasmic reticulum membrane
Molecular function (GO): hydroxymethylglutaryl-CoA reductase (NADPH) activity; protein binding
Source: RefSeq, a predicted model, not a curated record